Molecule: messenger RNA, 2204 nt
Organism: Danio rerio (zebrafish)
Lineage: Eukaryota; Metazoa; Chordata; Actinopteri; Cypriniformes; Danionidae
Gene: bmp5
Product: bone morphogenetic protein 5
Biological process (GO): system development; animal organ development; epithelium development
Cellular component (GO): extracellular region
Molecular function (GO): growth factor activity
Source: RefSeq, marked provisional
GCGCUUCUGCUCACAGGUGAAGAGCGCGCGCAUAGUCACAUACAUACCGCGUUAAUCGAAGCAAUCUGAAUGAUAGCAGAGAGGAUGUAGUGAAGAAAGAAGUCCAAACAGAGUCUAAAGAAGGAUUUAAUACUUUUGUGGAGGAGAAAGUUGGUGCGCCAUGGAGAGCAGCAGCAUCAUCAGCUGAAAGCAUCAUCAUCCUGGUCAAGAUGAGAACAUUUGGACUUCUGUGGAGCUGUUUAGGCUUUCUUCACGGCGUUCAGUGCGGUUUGGGAGACAACCAUGUGCACUCGAGCUUUAUUUACAGGCGCUUGCGGAACCACGAGCGCCGCGAGAUCCAGAGAGAGAUCCUCUCCAUCCUGGGCUUGCCUCACCGACCCAGGCCGUUCUCCCCGGGCAAGCAGGCGUCGUCCGCGCCGCUCUUCAUGCUGGAUCUCUACAACGCGAUGACGACGGAAGAGGAGAACGAGAUACUGGGGAAAUCGCUCGCGGGGAAAGUGCGUAAAAGCGCGCCCGGAGCUCCGCACGGAUAUUCGCGCGCGCCACCGCGUGUUCCGCAGCCGCAACACUCCCGCGCCGCGCCGCUCAGCAGCCAGAGCCCGCCGCUGGCGAACGCGCACGACACAAACUUUCUUAAUGAUGCGGACAUGGUCAUGAGUUUUGUCAAUCUAGUGGAGCGGGAUAAGGAUUUCUCCCACCACAGGCGACACUACAGGGAGUUUCGCUUUGACCUGACUCAGAUCCCAGAAGGUGAAGCGGUGACCGCUGCUGAGUUCAGGAUUUAUAAGGAUCAAAGUCACAUCAGAUAUGAGAACAUCACGCUGAAGGUCACCAUAUAUCAGGUCAUCAAAGAAUAUCCAAACAGGGAUCCUGACACGUUUCUGUUGGACUGGAAGAAGAUCCGCGCUACUGAUGGAGGAUGGCUGGUGUUUGACAUCACGGCCACCAGCAAUCACUGGGUCCUGAACCCGCAGCAGAACAUGGGCCUUCAGCUGUGUGUGGAGACCACCGAUGGUAGAAGCAUCAACAUGAAAUCUGCUGGCAUCAUCGGCAGGAACGGACCUCAGUCCAAACAGCCGUUCCUGGUGGCUUUUUUCAAAGCCAGCGAGGUUUUGCUUCGUUCUGUGAGAGCCACGGGAAGCAAGAAGAAGAGCCACAACAGAAACAAAAGCAAAACACAAGCGAAAUCAACACCAGCUCUCAAAAGCGGAGAUCAGAACACCAGUGAACAGAGGCAAGCCUGCAAGAAACACGAACUCUACGUCAGCUUCCGGGAUCUGGGAUGGCAGGACUGGAUUAUUGCUCCAGAAGGCUACGCUGCCUUUUACUGUGAUGGAGAAUGUUCAUUUCCACUGAACGCACAUAUGAAUGCCACGAAUCAUGCCAUUGUGCAGACCUUGGUCCAUCUGAUGUUUCCGGAUAACGUGCCAAAGCCUUGCUGUGCUCCGACCAAACUGAACGCCAUCUCUGUGCUGUAUUUCGACGACAGCUCCAAUGUUAUUCUGAAGAAGUACAGGAAUAUGGUGGUGCGGUCCUGUGGGUGUCACUGAGAGAAGACGGUGUCGUAUUGCUGGAUUUAAGAACAUAUCAAGAGAAAUAGUUUUGAGAUUUGAUGUACAGUAUUAUGUAUAUAUUAGCUCAUAAUUCCUCUUAUUUAUUUGGCUUUGUUUUGUUAUAAGAUGUAGUUCAGUUAUAACCUGGUUACCACUCUCACCACACAUUCAUGGCUCAUUGCUGUUUCUCUCAGAGUAUUUCAAUGAGGUGAAAAAGUUAGAGAGCGUCUUAUAAACGUCCUUUGUUUCAAAGACAUCAUCAAUUCAUCAGCGACCACUCCAAAAAACAAAACUGCUGCUAUUGUACGACAGAAAUGUAAGCAAACAAAGAACAGCCAUAUUGAAAUUUGCAAACCAAAACAGUUUUUCUUUAAUUUAGUCAUUGUAGUAUUGUUUUAAAAGCACUGAGAAUGUCUUAGGACUCUGUAGUACAUAUUUCCUCAAGCAGCCCAAAGUAUUGCAGCCCGCAGUUACUGAUGAUGUUAGUUUGCUGUAGAUGUCAGUGGGUGGAUAUGCAAAAUCAAAUAUUCUUUCUCCUUAUAUACACACACACACUUGUAUUUGUACUCUGAGUAAUAUAUUUUUGGGAAGAUAUUGCAUUUAUUGUUUUAGAACCAUGUUUGUAUGUCAUUAAAUCUAUUUUCCAAUAUA